AUGAACUUCGAAGUGGAUCGUUAUACACCUGCUUGGGCACAUAUCGCCCUUUGUGCGGAUCUUACAUGGUCUACAGAACCACCAGAUGAUUUUAUCAUAGCAAAUCAGCGCCUUUGGGCACAACAUUGUCGUGUUUCGCAAGUUCUUCAAGAGACAACGGAAUCACCUCAGGUUGUUCAACCUGCUAAUCAAUGCGGAGUAACAGAUCCCCACUUAACGACGGGUCAAGAAAAUGGAAAAUGUUCUCGAAAAAGCGUAAAGGACGUAAUACCAGAUUCAAGAUUGGCUCAAUUUUAUGGAAAUUUUUAUUACGACGAUAUCAGAGAAAAUUCAUACAAGAUCGCUAAAGAAAAAAUAUCUGGACGCGGUUAUAGCGGUCUUGGAUGUGACAAUUCUGACCUUACAGAAUGCUGGAUGCUGCCAGAGGUGGACUAUUGGUUUCGGAAACUGAUGGACGACACUGAAAUUAACGGGUACCGAUCGGCAGCUAGCGGGCGCUGGGGCCCCAGUGGGGCAGCAGAAGCUGCGGGUGAAGUUGCAACAUUAGAGGCCCGUGUCCGUAGUGUUCGUGCACUCUGGGAAACGUCGGAGCACGGUAGACCACAGCCUUUACGAGCCCCAAGUCCGCCACCUCCAUCACGAAAGAUGAGGGCAAGACGAAGGCAGCCUCGUCGAUUAAGCACAUGUACUCCUCCACCAGUAUACUGCCUCGACGCACCAGCUCAGCUUUGCUACGAUCCUACUUGUAAAUUUCAGUUUGACUCACCAAGAACACUACAUCUAACUGAGUGUCAGCGGGCUAUGGGGAGAUUAUCAGCAAGCGUCCAGGCUAUCAUGCGAGCAAACGCUGUUAGGUGUCCUAUGUAUCGGGGGACGAAUGUGAGUCGGUAUAUUCCGACCGGCCAGCGACCAAUGCGCUGUCCCGACCGACACGGGAUUUGGUGGCCGAGAGAUCUGCCUACAUCAAGACUAGAUCGUCGUUUAAAGUUACCUCAAGUUCAUAACGCACCUGACAUCAAUCAAAAGAAUGUUAAUAAUACUUUGGAGAACACAGAAAAAGAAGACUGUUCGGAAGCAAAUGAGAAAGAUACGUCUAAGCCUCAACAAUCGCCUUCAAGCACAGACAACUCUCCAGAGAAAUUAGAAAACUCAAAAACAACACAAAAAGAGAGGACUGUCAUCGAUGGUCAAGCUCCAUCUACUAGCGCCGCAGUUUUGGAAAAUGAAUUAAGUAACAAACGACUUUACAGCACCGUUUUAAGUAUGAGCGCUCCGCCUCCAAUCACUCUAACGCCAGGUUGUGUCAGAUUAACACAAAAACUAGUAACACCCGGUUUAAUUAAGCUUAAUCCUAAAGUUGUUUUAUCAAACAGAACACGAACACCGAAUGUCGAAGUUAAAUUCGAAGAACUAGAAAAGGAAGCCCUAGAACAGUACAAAGCGUCUGAUGAAAGUAUUGACACCAAAUUCCGAGAGUUAGAAAAGCAAGCGGUGGAACAAUAUAGUACCAGCAAUAGUAACACAAGCUGCAGCAGCGGUAAUUCAACUGAAAAGCGAAUACCAAGCGAGUAUCCUACGGCAAAGGGAAAUCAAAAAUCGAGAAUACAAAUGUCGAAAUUAAACAAGGAUAUAACUGUAGAUAGUGUCGUUAUAUACUCGCAAAAUUUUCCCGAUCUUACCGCCAAAAGCCAUACCAAGAGUGCAAUCAAUUUAAAAAACUUCCACAACCCCCCGAGGGGGGAAAAAAAGGAAAACCAUAGGUCCAAUAAAAAUUUGAGAAAUUUUAAAAGUGAUUCUCAGCGAGCAGCAUCCGAUACCGAUUAUGAAGCAAAGCCUAAUCAUAGGGGAAAUUAUAAGGGUCCAUUGAGAUGGACUUUACACGUGAUGCCACCAAAGAAAAGACAUCUGGCUGUUUGUGUAUCAGACUUUUCUUCUGAUGAAGAUAUAGAGGAUGUUGCAAAUGGUUCGUUAAAAGAUGCUGGGCCGUGCAUUAAAAACCAUGUCACUGGUAAAGCCAAAAUGUCUGCACAUGGCGGAGGAGACUUGAAUCCCAUUAGGAGGAAAAUGUAG
Molecule: messenger RNA, 2070 nt
Organism: Parnassius apollo (apollo)
Lineage: Eukaryota; Metazoa; Arthropoda; Insecta; Lepidoptera; Papilionidae
Source: the annotation of a GenBank genome assembly